UUCACAAUUUUGAUUAUUUCCAUUAUUCUUUCAGGUGGUGUUUCAUGCCUAAGAAGCUGGAAGGGAAAGUAAAGUAUGCAUCUUACCAUAGAUGAUGUAUAUGGAAGAAUUGGACAUUUUGGAAACAGACAAAAGAUUUAUUUUUUUGUACUCUGUAGUCUCAAUGGAUGGUGUGCAUUCCAUCAGCUGUUAACUGUAUUUGUUGGGACUUCAAGGUCUACUUCUUCUGAGGGAGGGUUGAUUCAGAAAAGACUGCAUGCUAAGGAGCUGUCUCAUUGGAGUUUGUACCUGAAUGAAUACUGCUAACACUAACUUGAGAUGUAUAUAAGCCAGCAUGGGCUUCUUGCUAUAACUGAAUGAUAAACUGUGAUUUUUCUAACUUGAAGUGCAAUGACUUUUUGCAACCACUUGUGAAAGAACAGUUGUGUUAUUUCCAUACAUGCAAAAUACACGAAGUGACAAGAUAGAAACAAUUGAGUGAAUAUUAGGUGUACACACAUCAUUAAGAUUACCAUCAGCUCAUAAUCAUCUAUUCAGAAAACAAACACACUGAAAGGCAAAGUGAUCACUGUGCUGUUGUACAAUGCAAUAUACAGUGGAUGAUGUGUUUGAAUUGAUUGGACAGUUCGGAUGGAGCCAGAGAACAUACUUUCUCCUCUUAGGUAUUCUUCAGAUCUUCGUGGCUCCUCAAAUGCUCCUUAAUGUAUUCACUGGAUUAGAUCCAUCCUUUGAAUGUUAUGAGAAAAAUGCAAGUAGUACAGCGAAGCCUCUCAUUAAUAAGUGCAUUAACAAUGACCCACAAGAGUGCAGACUAUCCUACACAUCGGAGUACAAAUCCUUUGCGUCAGAGUUAUGUUCCUGAGAGCCCACGGUGGUUGGUGACACAGGGCAAAAAUGACGAAGCAAAAGUUGUUCUAGAGGAUAUGGCCAAGAAAAAUAGAAAGAGCAAAGAACUGCCUAGUCACUGGGAGUUGAAGUCAAGCGGUGGGAAGAAUAAAGAGAAGAAAUCAAAUGGUGUCAGGGAUUUGGUCAGCCAUCCGUAUGUUCUACUUCUUACUUUAAUCCAGAUAUUUUCAUGGUUUGUAAAUAGUUGUACCUACUAUGGGUUGACAAUGGCUGCCAGCAACCUUGGAGGAGAUGUGUACAUUUCUACAGCUCUUAGUGGAUUGAUAGAGAUUCCAGCAUGUAUCACAGCUGCUGCAGUUAUUGAUAGAGUUGGUCGACGAAUAACUUUAUGUACAGCUAUGCUGUUGGGAGGAACAGCCUGUGUUUUAAUUUUUAUACCAGUAAAGUAUGUUACAGUUAUAACUGGACUUGCCCUUUGUGGCAAAUUAAGCAUUUCUGCAAGUUUUUCUGUUGCUUAUGUGCAUAGUGCUGAAAUUUUUCCCACCAUUAUUCGGAACUCGGCUGUUGGCAUUGUUUCUGUUGCUGCAAGGGUUGGUGGCAUAGUUGCUCCCUUCAUCCUUAUGCUGGGUGACUUCAUUCCAAAUAUGCAAUUUACCGUCUUUGGCUUAAUGACAUUCUUAGCGGGAGUCCUGAACCUGAAGCUGCCCGAAACAUUGGGGCAACCAAUGCCUGAAAACAUAGCAGAUGUCAUAGCAUUCCGUAACAAUGAGAAGGUAGUGAAGUCAGGUAAGAAGUACCAGAAACUGAACAUGGUCGAUGAAGAGGUGGGGGCUGAGACUGUAAGGCCUCGCACCCCUACCAAGAAGGGGAAGUUAGAGAAGACCAAGAACCCCUUCUGGAAGAGUAACAGCUUAAUGGUCUUGGAUGUUUUUGACGAAAUUUGCGUCACCUGUACAGAUAUGAAAGAAAGAGAUAGUAUUAGUGUCAGUAUGACCGUCCACAUCUGCUUGGUCUUUGUGGAGACCAAAACUCCUCACUUUUAUGUAUCUUUGGUAAAAUAUGACAGGGUGUUUUCUGUUACAACAGAACUACAAGAGUGUAUGUUUCUAAGAAAAAUCUUCAUUACUGGUUAUUAUAAGCCUAAGGGGAAGUGGAAAGCAGAAGGGUUAAAAAAGAGAAAGAGAAAGAAAAAGGGAAGAGAAGAAAAUGUGCAAAAUUAUCAGUCGAAGGCCCAGGCCCAAGGCAAGGGUGAUCUUCAGCACUGGGUCCUACGACCAUAUCCUAGGACUUUGUCAUCGCCAUGGUCUUCCUGUCGAUGCGACCGUUGCAAGAAACAGACAAUGACAAUACCGUAUCCCUCGUCACCUUUCCAACAUGACCGCGAUUCCUCAGAAUGA
Molecule: messenger RNA, 2243 nt
Organism: Penaeus vannamei (Pacific white shrimp)
Lineage: Eukaryota; Metazoa; Arthropoda; Malacostraca; Decapoda; Penaeidae
Source: RefSeq, a predicted model, not a curated record